CGAGCAAGUGACCGAACCCGUUCAAAUGGACCAUUCCAUGCAGGUCCGGGUCAGUGGAUCUGUGCCUUACCCGCGGGCUUCUCAUUGAGUCAUUUCCGUAGUCAGGGAGGGAUCGAUAUCUUGGACGGAGAUAGGUUAUGCAAUUAUGACUUAUUCAAGAGGUCCUCCCUUCCCUACUGGAGCGCUAACUCCUAUUUUUUUGUAGAG
Camelina sativa (false flax) is the source of this 207-nucleotide messenger RNA. The record is from RefSeq and is a predicted model, not a curated record. Lineage: Eukaryota; Viridiplantae; Streptophyta; Magnoliopsida; Brassicales; Brassicaceae.